Molecule: messenger RNA, 1265 nt
Organism: Spizellomyces punctatus DAOM BR117
Lineage: Eukaryota; Fungi; Chytridiomycota; Chytridiomycetes; Spizellomycetales; Spizellomycetaceae
Exons: 8
Coding region: 18-989 (323 amino acids)
Source: RefSeq, a predicted model, not a curated record
GAACGACGGGUUUGAGGAUGGGUGAUUCCCGGCCUACAGAUAUUUCAUGGGAUCGGCUGGACAAACCUCGGUUCUUUGCAUGGGGGACGGUAUGCUUUUUGGCAGUGAGGUCCUUGACCUAUCCGGUAUCCCUCGUGAAAACGAGGGUACAAGUUGGAAAUAAGAGACAACGAUUCCAGAGCAUUAAAAUGCUUUCAAAGAUUGUCAGAUUGGAGGGAGUGAGAGCACUGUAUCAAGGGUUCACCGUAACAGCUCUAGGAACACUCCCGGGCCAAAUGAUUUAUCUCUCUGCCAUGGAAUCAACAAAACUUGUAGUGUCCACAACAUGUCGAAAGAUGCUAGGCUGGGACGAGAACCGAACCGCACUCGUGAGUGGGUUGCUGGGAGGUGGAGUGGCAAGUUUGUCGACGCAGAUUGUGAUGGUACCUGUUGAUGUCGUGUCGCAACGAUUGAUGAUACAAAAACGUCAUCAUCACAAAAUGGACGUACCAUCCUCUACCUCUACCUCUCACCCAUCACCCCCAUUAACAACUGGCCGCGCACUCUUCCUACACAUUCUCCAGACAGAAGGUCCAAGAGGCCUUUACAAAGGCUUUCUAACCUCUAUUCUCACAUAUGCUCCGUCCUCUGCAAUAUGGUGGGGCACCCAGUCCCUCUGUAAAUCCGUGCUGGGGCCGCUCGUGCCGGACCGGAACGCUGCUUUUGUGGCAGUGUCAGCUGCUAGUGGCCUCGUAGCCGGGUUUGUUGCCGCUUCAUUUACGACUCCUUUGGACGUUAUAAAAACCCGUAUCCAAACGGUCACUCCCUCGCAUCGGUCCGAACUGGAUCUCCUUACUAAUACAUGCCGCACGCUGUGGCAAACACAAGGGUGGAAGGGGUUCACAAGAGGUAUGGGGGCGCGGAUGGUAAAUAUGGGUAUGACAUCGGUGUUGAUGAUUGUCACAUACGAGACCGUUAAAAAGCUCAGUUAUAGAGAGACUCAAGCGUAAUUAUUUAAAACUAGAUUGGGACCUUACUAUGGAGGCCAUGAACGGAUUGACGUGGACGGGGACUCUCAUAAUCAUGUCAGAAUGCAGAGUUCAAAUACUCGCAUAAUGCACCCCUCAUGUAUGGAAACUGGAACCACAUGUUUUAUACCAUGGAAAAAAACAGUGCUUUAAAGGCAAGCCCACCAUCUCUACUCCAAGCCAACACAGGGGACCAAAGAACUCACAUCCCCACCGCGGAAACACCCAACUCACAACGGGAAGGUAAACACUGCAAUA